ACCCCACUAAACAAGAGAAUUCUUCCCUUUCCAUAUGCACCACUAAGCAAAAAAAUAAAUAAAAUAAGAAGCAAAAUCCUAGGUAACCCCUACCAUAUAACUAAAGGUAUUGCUCAAAAUAUAUACACUAAACUACACUACAAUUAUCCCACCAUUCCUCUCACUUCUCACAUCAUUCUCUUCCCAAAAGAAAUGGAGGAACUGCUCUUCCCUUCUACUCAUACCUUGCUAAUUCUCACAACAUUCUUCCUCCUCUUUCCCUCCAUCGCCUCCCAAACUUGCCAAAAGACCUGCGGCGACCUCCCACUCCGUUACCCUUUUGGCAGCGGCAGUGGGUGCGGCGACCCUCGCUUCCACCCUUUCAUCACUUGCAACGACCAUCAGCAGCUAAUCUUCACAACCCACACUGGCUGCUACCCCAUCUCCAACAUAGACUACACCAACCAAGUCCUCUACAUCUCCGACCCCACCAUGUCGACGUGCGCCUGCAACCAGCCGAGCAAAGGGUUUGGCCUUGACUGGGAUGCCCCUUUCACCUUCCACGGCGACACCAUCUUCGCCCUACUCGACUGCGCAAGCUCCUCUCCUGUUUACUCCCCAAACGGGAUGUUCAAUGACCGAAACAACUCGUCUCGAGUGUCGCUUUGCGAUAGCCGAGGAAUGCCGAUUUGUGGAUUCUUAUAUGGGUGUAAGCCAAUUGUGAGCCUCAAUAUUCCAAUCUCUGGGUGCUGUGUUUACACGCCUGUGAAUUUUGGGCCUUCUUUUGAGAUGGACUUGGAGAAGCUGAAAUGUGGUUCUUAUUCUGGGUUUUAUAGCUUUAAUGGGAGAGAGUCUGAUGCUGAGAGCUGGAAAUAUGGAAUUGCUCUUAAGUAUAAAUUUGCUAUCGAUAAUGUUUAUCCGAGUUGGUGUUCGAGCUGUGAACAAAGUGGUGGGGUUUGUGGGUAUUCGGGUCCUGUUGAUUCUUUUAUAUGUAAUUGUCCUCCUGGAUUCAACACUACUACCAAUUGUUUCUUUGGAGCCUCUUACAAUGGCGCUUCAAAGUUUCUUCCUAACCAUUUACCAUGGAUUUGGCUGAUUAUUUUCUCAGGUUGGCUAUUGGUUUGGUGUUCCAGAUUUUAGUAACUUCAAGGCUUUAAAAUUUUAUUGUCAAAAGGAUCAUCAGCCGUGAAGAAGUUGGUGGAAAAAAUAAGAAUAUCAAUUAAUUCUAUAUUAACAAGAGUUUAGUUCAGUACACGGUUGAACUAUGUUUAUUUUAAUAAUAACGAAGAAGCGUGGUUUAUGUUUUCAAAUUUGAAUGAAACAUAUUAAAAAUAAGAAAAUAAUAAGGUGAUUGGAAUCAGGUUCCCCUUUUUUCAUGAGGAAAAUGAUUCUAUAAAAUCCACUA
Benincasa hispida (wax gourd) is the source of this 1384-nucleotide messenger RNA. RefSeq names its product Putative membrane lipoprotein. NCBI's taxonomy places the organism in Eukaryota, Viridiplantae, Streptophyta, Magnoliopsida, Cucurbitales, Cucurbitaceae. Gene Ontology annotation, molecular function: polysaccharide binding. The record is from RefSeq and is a predicted model, not a curated record.